AUGGCUGCAACUCACGGCAAGACGGUGGCGCACGGCGGAGAAGAGAUCCCGCCGGGAAAGCCGAUGAGCAUGGAACAGCACAUGCUCGACAAAGGUGCACAGAUGCUGCAGUCCUUAAAGCCAAUCAAGAAGAUGAACCAACAUGUAUGCACUUUCGCUCUCUACAACCACGACAUGACCCGCCAAAUCGAAACCCACCAUUACGUCACCCGCCUGAAUCAGGACUUCCUCCAGUGCGCCGUUUACGAUUCCGACGACUCCUCCGGCCGCCUCAUCGGGGUUGAGUAUAUCGUAUCUGAUCGGAUUUUCGAGACUUUACCUCAGGAUGAACAAAAACUAUGGCACUCACAUGCACAUGAGAUAAAAUCAGGGCUAUGGGUGAAUCCUAGGGUUCCAGAAAUGGUGGUGAAGCCCGAGCUAGAAAGUCUUGCCAAGACAUAUGGCAAGUUCUGGUGCACGUGGCAGACCGACAGAGGGUUUAUAAAUUCAAUGAAAUUAGGUGAUAAGCUUCCGAUGGGUCCGCCGGCGCUGAUGAUGUCACCACAAGCGGAGGAGUUGGGAAUUGUGAAGCUUGAGACGGUGAAAAAGAGGGAUGACAAAUACAACAUGUCAACCGAAGCUAUCAAAAGUUCCCGAGCUGAAAUUCCGGUGCCGGAGAGGAUAAAUACUCAGGCGGAUUACUGGAAGAAGAGUGGGAAGGGUUUCGCCGUUGAUGUGGAAGCUACGGAGAUGAAGAAAAUAGCAGCCUUUCCCUGAUCGAGGGGGUGACACGUGGCAGCCCAGUCAAUUUACAGUGAUAGUCUGUAUAUCAGGGGGGUGCGGGUAGAAUAAUGCUUUUGUGGUAUUAUUACAUGGUAAUUAUAAUGUAUUAUUUUGUUAACGUUCUGUUCUG
Molecule: messenger RNA, 892 nt
Organism: Erythranthe guttata (spotted monkey flower)
Lineage: Eukaryota; Viridiplantae; Streptophyta; Magnoliopsida; Lamiales; Phrymaceae
Source: RefSeq, a predicted model, not a curated record